CUGCUGGUUGGAGCAGAGCAUCCUGCCGGGGCUGCAGUAGGUGAGUACCUCUUCGGCAGCAGGGACGGGAGGUCGAAGCAGCCGGUUGUGUUCUUUAAGUCUUCAUAGAAAUGAGAAAAAAAAUGGGUUUUAUGUAUACUCAGAGUUUCUUUUGGUGCCAGGUGUAAUCCGUUCAGAGAAUUCCCCCAAAAUAUGGUGUUUGGAUUUGGCAGUAUUUAUUAGAACUUUUCGGUACUUUUAUACUUACUAAAAUACUUUUAAUAUAGUGUUUGAAUGAAUUGAUAAAAUUUCAUUCCAGCUGCUUUUAUGAGAUGAUUGGGGAAGAGGAUUGAAAGAAACUAAUGUUACCUGCCUGUUUCAACACUUCGGUAUUUUUAAGCUGACUCUUAAAUUCUUAAUAUUUUUUGACAAAAUGAUUUGAUUACCUUAGAGCAUCUCUGCACAACAGUAGCUUGAUGUGCAAUAUUUCUUACUGCAAAGUCUAUCCUAUAGUGGUGUGGAAGUUCAAAAUGUAUUUACAGCUGAUGAAUAUUUCAUGUGUGUCUUUUAACUUUAUCCUUUAAGAUUGGUCUCAGGUACUGCAACUACAUGAUACUAAAGAGAUAUUGAUUAUUCUUGGACAUGGUGGUUCAGUGGGUUAUUUUUCUUAUGCUGCUGUUAAAUUUGAGGUUAUGAUUUCUCAUCAAAAGGUACAAUCAACAUUGUUUCUCAUUUUUACUUGUCCCAGACUUAUUUCUGCCAAAUUUGUGCCUAGCAGAUAUAAUGAUGUAUCUUCGUUUUUAUUCUUAAGUGUGUUAUACAUUUUGACUAUUUAGAUAGGAGAUCUAGGUAAGAAUAAGUAAAUAAAUCUAUAUACACACAUGCAGUAAAGCUCAUUACAUUAUAGACAUACCAUACCAUUGAAAACCUAAGCUACCACCUCUGGCACGGAAAACUUUUUUGAAAAAAGAGUUAGCAUACAUUAGUGUAGAAAUCAGGUUCUCACUGUUUAAGUCCCUGUGCUCUGUACAAAUGAAUGCAUUAAUUUUGGGGAGCAGGCUACAUAGCCUCUGAGGAGAAAACAUGUUUCAAAGAAUUUAUUCUACUUCUUAAUUUUAAUAAGCAGUACCUGAUACUUAAAAAGCAUUGUAUUUUGGUUUUCAUAGUGAAACGCUUUAUUUUUUUUAAAUAGGGUUAAAGGGCAUGUGAGGAUGCAAAUAAAAGGAGUGGAAAUCUGUAUGAAUAUGAGGACACUUUAAUUUGCUUUAUGUUUGCAAGUAGAGGAAACUACCUUAUCAGCAGGAAAAGAAUAAAAGGCAAAGGAAUGAAGAGGCCUGCAAAGUUUUUGAUAUAUGUGUCACAAAGAUGUCUACACGGAACUGCCAGGGAAUGGAUUCAGUGAUCAAACCUCUGGAUACAAUUCCUGAGGAUAAAAAAGUACGGGUUCAGAGGACACAGAGUAGUUUUGAUCCAUUUGAGAAACCAACUAAUCAAGUGAAGAGAGUUCAUUCGGAGAACAACGCUUGCAUUAACUUCAAAACUUCAUCUGCAGGGAAGGAAUCUCCUAAAGUCAGGCGGCACUCCAGCCCCAGCUCUCCUACAAGCCCCAAGUUUGGAAAAGCAGACUCAUAUGAAAAACUGGAAAAACUAGGGGAAGGGUCCUAUGCUACAGUAUACAAAGGGAAAAGCAAGGUAAAUGGGAAGCUGGUGGCAUUGAAGGUGAUUAGAUUACAAGAAGAAGAAGGAACCCCAUUUACCGCUAUCAGGGAAGCUUCUCUUCUGAAAGGAUUGAAACACGCUAACAUUGUGCUGCUUCAUGACAUCAUUCACACCAAGGAGACCUUGACACUUGUGUUUGAAUAUGUGCACACUGAUUUAUGUCAGUACAUGGACAAACACCCUGGAGGGCUUCAUCCAGAAAAUGUGAAGUUAUUUUUAUUUCAGUUGCUGCGAGGACUGUCUUACAUCCACCAGCGUUACAUUUUGCACAGGGACCUGAAACCACAGAAUCUUCUGAUCAGUGACACGGGGGAGUUAAAGCUGGCAGACUUUGGUCUUGCAAGAGCUAAAUCAGUUCCCAGCCAUACAUAUUCCAAUGAAGUCGUAACCCUAUGGUACAGGCCUCCAGAUGUCCUUCUGGGAUCAACAGAAUAUUCCACAUGCCUUGACAUGUGGGGAGUGGGUUGUAUCUUUGUAGAAAUGAUUCAAGGAGUCGCUGCUUUUCCAGGAAUGAAAGACAUUCAAGAUCAACUUGAAAGGAUAUUUCUGGUACUUGGAACACCAAAUGAAGAUACGUGGCCUGGAGUCCACUCUUUACCCCAUUUCAAACCAGAACGGUUUACACAGUACAGCCCUAAAAACCUUAGACAAGCAUGGAAUAAGCUGAGCUAUGUGAAUCACGCAGAAGAUCUAGCCUCCAAACUACUCCAGUGUUUCCCAAAGAACAGAUUGUCAGCACAGGCGGCCCUGAGCCAUGAGUAUUUCAGUGAUCUGCCCCCACGGCUAUGGGAGUUAACUGAUAUGUCUUCUAUUUUUACGGUACCGAAUGUAAGAUUACAGCCAGAGACUGGAGAAAGCAUGAGAGUCUUUGGAAAAAACAAUAGUUAUGGCAAAGGUGUAUCAAACAGCAAACACUGAAGAAUACCUAUGUUCACAACUGAAAAUGCAGGAUUAAAUUUACCAGUUUGGAGGAGGGAAACAAAAACCUAAUGAGGAGGCUGACACCAGGAAGAAACCAUGGCCUGUUUCCUUUCUUUCUUUAUGGUGGAUUUCAUGCAGAAGAAAAUUGAAGCUGGCAAGACCCUGUUUUUUCCCUGCAAUUUAUUUAAAACCUUGCACGCGUUUGGAUACCUUGUGAUUUCAGAGAACUAUGUGAAGAUUAAGCUUUUGCUUACUGAUACAUGGCAUGUACUCUUUCAGUCUUUUGUGUUUGAUUUUCCACUGCAGCGCUGCAUCUUUGUAAGGAUUUUUAUGCUUUCACCAGCAAUGUCUUAAAUACAUUAAGACAACACAUUUGGUGUUCACACUUCUUCAGUAAUGACUGUAGAAAAAAAAGCCAAUGGUGGCAUAAAGGACUGUGUGUUUUCUUUCAGAGUUGUGCAUAUUUUGCAACCAAUGGGAAGACUAUUUCUGCCAGAGCAAGCCCAACUUGUCUGAUCGGCUGACAAUUACAGCACCUUGCCACUAUUCCUGAAGUGUUGUUGGGUUAUUUCUUUUUUCAUUAUCUCCUCAGACCAUUCAUAUCCAUUUUAAAAACAUGGCAAUAAUUGCAUGUUUACUUCAGUACUCUGAAUUUGGUUACUCUGCUUAGGCUAUGUAGCAUGCCAGUUUUCAAAAUAGGCCUGUGAGAAAGACAAAGCAAAAAUGAUGAGAUGUAUGCAGCUGACAGAUAUACAAUGAUUUCUUUAUAUUUUUAUUCCCUUCAAGAAUAUUUCUUUCUUUUAUGGGUCUUGGCUAACAUCCCUAUGUUUUUCCUCACACUAUUUACCUUUCAGAAUGUUUUCUUGAAAACAGAGAUGAUUAAACUGUUCUGUUUAAUUCAAGGCAGACACUAAGGUACAGAAAAACUUUUGUUGAAUGAGCCACUGAAUCUAGCUGUGUUCCUUUGCCACAUGCAAAGCAAAGUGGAGAAUUUUCCUUAUCCCAGACUGUUUGCUGUUCCACACCAAAGCACCUUUCUAGUUAUUUUCCAUGGGUAUUCUGAGCUGAUUGGAAGGUACUACCAGAUACUUUGUCUUUAGAUAGCUUUUCUGAAUGAAUCAUUCAAAUGCAAACUUUGCAAGAAACUAAGUUGUGUGAUUGUAGAAAAGGAAGCCCCUGCUACAUUUUGGUUGGGGAGAACAUUGUGUUCAGGGGUGCGAUAAAACUGCCCUGACCAUAUACAAUACUUUGCAUUCAGAGAGGGCAGGGUAUGGUGCAAAAACCACUGUUGAAUUACAGUCCUGGUUGGACAGAAACGCUUGCUAGGCAAUAUUAUUCUACACAUAAAUUUGACAUCCUUUGCUUGCUGGAUGCAUUGGAUUACAUUUUUAAGAAGUGUGGUAACACUUUGGUUAGCUUUCAGUGUUUAAAAGGAGGGGAAAAGGAUUUGUGCUACUGCCAUCUUAUUAAACUCCAGCAGUGUUUAAUAAGAAAAAAACACCCAAUGAGGCAAAUCCUUGAAUGUGCAAGUAGCUACGAAAGGCCUCUUGGUGAACUAGGAUACGAGUCUACACUUUCAAAGAGCUGAACCGUGGAAAUAUUCUCAAUAUUUGCACAGCCAUUAAAAGACAAUUUUCCCCAAUGACAUCUCUGUUUCAGGAUCUGGUAAAAGCCAUCUGAAAGCCACUUUCAGUCACAAACCUAUUUAGAACUUACUACAGUUUUUCCCCUGUGUUUAUGAGGGGGAAAAAGUGACCACUGAACUUUUGAAUUUAUCACACACUGAAACUGCCUUAGACGUGGUUUGUUUGGGUUUCAUGUUUCUUUUUUUUGUAAGAGAAAAGUCUUUUAUACAUUAUCUUUGCUACUUAAAUCGUGUGCAGUUUGAUGAUUAAAAUUAGCUAUUUUUAGAAAAAAAACUUGCUGCAAAAAUCUGAAGAUUUUUGAAAAUGUAACAAAGAUUUCAAUUAGGAAUAUAAAGGUAGUUUCAUAGACGCUUCUACUUGGCAGCUUAAAUUGGGAGACAAGCAAUUAUGCUGCUCAACUAAACAUCUGAAGGUUUAAUAUAGAGAGCAGUUCCCCAACUGUUCCCACAAGCCUAGCACAUUACUAUCCAUAGUGACUCAUGUAUAGUGUUUGCUUAAGGUAUGUAUGUGUGUAUGUGUGUGUACGCACACGUGUGUGUGAGAUUAUCGUCUCUGCCCCAUUCCCAUUUUUAAGCAACCACUGAAAUAAAGUUGGUCCAAAAAUCUUCAAACUCAAUUGCCCGAAGGAAAGUGCACAAAUAUCUAGGUUCCUAAAUAGUAACUUGAUAUUCAGCAGUAGUGAGGUUAUCUCAGCUACCAAUCAAUUAAGGAGUGACCAGGAUCUCUUACUUCUGCACCUAAUUCCCAGGUGCUGCGAUUGCCUGCGGUGACUUGGGUUUGCUGCUCUCCCGCGGAGGCUCUGGGCCCUGGGGAUGUUCUCCCGGCACUGAGGGGGCCUGGGCUCAGCAAGCUGGUGCCAUUUGCAUGACCACUGGAAAUUAUUCUUCUGGAACAUCAAAUCUGCUGGGAAACGUCAAGUUUUUUUGAGAAAGUAGAAGCUCCUUUGUCCAGGGAACUGAUGGUACGGCCUUAUUUCCCUCUUCCACGUUCCAGCAGAGCCCUUACCUGCAUGGUUAGCCUGAUUGACACCCAUCAGUUAGGACCCCCUGACAGCUAGCCCACCUCUCCAGCAUCUUGCAGAAGUGGGGUUUUCACCACAGCUCUUCUCAGUGUUGCAGAAUGGACUGUUUAAACCCCAUCAAUGCUCUUGAGACAGCUUCAGCAAAGAUCAGUAGCAUUACCCUCUUUUUCUCUCAUCCUUCCCAAAUCAGUUCCCCACAGAAUCUUCAAAGGGACAAAAAGAAGUAGCCUGGCCUCCUGGACGUGCUGCAGGUGCCGGGAACAUGGCGUUUCAUGCUGUCAACAGUCAAAAGUUGGCUUAAGUGACCAGCAGUCUCUGGGACACAGUCCUUGAGAAACUGUGGGACUCGCUCGGAGUCGAUAGCCGGCAGCAGUGUAACUUUCAUUUUCCUACCGCUUGGCUGAGCUCCAGUAGAUCCUUCCUGAUGAUACUGAGAGGAUGUGGCUUUGCUGCGAGAGGGGAGAGCAGCCACAGGGCAGCAGGUGUAGUAAGCAGAUAAAAGUGGGAGGGCAUGUUCUAACUCUGUAUGAGAUCUAAUAUUAAGCAAACGGGGAAAGGGAAGAUGGUGAUAGAGUUGGUCUGCACGAUACAGAGAUUCCUUACAAGUUCAAAUUCACAGAACCUGACGUUACAAGUCAACCAGCUGGAGAUGGCUUAGUCCUCCCUCCUGCUGGGUUCAGAUCAGCUCUAAUCCACACCCAGCAGGCACCACACCAGUCAGGACACUCCAAUAGUGCCAACAUUACAUUACUGUAUGGUGUCCCGGAUCGGUUGGAUCCUUUUAAUUCUCACUAUUGUUUUUAAGCAGAACCAUGGUUUAGGAUAAGGCGUCGGUACAGGCAACACUGAAAAUUCAGUCUGCAGUAGACAGAGGCACAGGGGUUUUUGCCUUCUCUUUGGUGCGCAGGGGUUCUGCACUUCAGACUCCUGGGGAAAGAAGGUAAGAUAAUACAUUCCCUGUGGGCGACAUACACCCCUGUGGGCCCUGUGUCAGUGCACGCAACCAAAUGUGUAGUCAAUGCUCUGAUAUGCUCAUCUACAAAAUAUUCAUCUGUGAAUAUUAUUGGGUUUGUAAUCUUUGUUAUAUAAAACGUUUAGGCUGUACAGACUGGGGAGCAAAAUGCAGACACCCCGUAUAAACAGAAUUAUGUUGCAUUACUGAGCAUAACAAUACUCUCCCCUACCAGCAUUUAGGUGGAGUGACUGUAUGUUACUGCCUUGCAUUUUUCACAUAAGCAAAAAAUCUAAAAGUAAAGGAUGCACUAAUAAUUCCCAUCCCCCAAAAUGCAUUUCAAUGGUGCUGCAUACAAAAUCCCUGCUUGCCAGCUUCCACGUGGAUUUUUGUAUGGUGCACUAAGAGGUGUUCUUUUUUUAACGAAAUAAAAAGGGGAGGGCUGGUACAUGAAAACAAUGUUAAUGUAAUUAAAUAUAUAUAUAUAUAUACUUCAGAAGAACAGCAUAGUAAGCAGUACGGUAAAAUAAAUGUCGCAUUAUUUGUUACACCUUGUAAUUUGUCUGUAUUAUGCAAGAUGUAAUGGUUUGUCAGCUGUAACUGUUGUUUUCUUGUAACAUCAUAUUGAAUAAAGUGUAGCAGAA
Messenger RNA from Harpia harpyja (harpy eagle), 6882 nucleotides. RefSeq names its product cyclin dependent kinase 14 (gene CDK14). Gene Ontology annotation, biological process: protein phosphorylation. The coding region runs from base 1345 to 2616 and encodes 423 amino acids. Gene Ontology annotation, cellular component: nucleus; cytoplasm; cytosol. Gene Ontology annotation, molecular function: cyclin binding; ATP binding; cyclin-dependent protein serine/threonine kinase activity. The record is from RefSeq and is a predicted model, not a curated record. The transcript is spliced from 14 exons. NCBI's taxonomy places the organism in Eukaryota, Metazoa, Chordata, Aves, Accipitriformes, Accipitridae.